Chanos chanos (milkfish) is the source of this 951-nucleotide messenger RNA. Its product is annotated as odorant receptor 131-2-like. Gene Ontology annotation, biological process: detection of chemical stimulus involved in sensory perception of smell; G protein-coupled receptor signaling pathway. Gene Ontology annotation, cellular component: membrane. Gene Ontology annotation, molecular function: olfactory receptor activity; odorant binding; G protein-coupled receptor activity. The transcript has a single exon. The record is from RefSeq and is a predicted model, not a curated record. Bases 1 to 951 code for a protein of 316 amino acids. NCBI's taxonomy places the organism in Eukaryota, Metazoa, Chordata, Actinopteri, Gonorynchiformes, Chanidae.
AUGACUGUGAACAACACGUCAAUGAAUGCAGGUCUGAACAGCAGUCCUUCACUUCGAGCGAUCAACGAGAGAGUCAUCAUUGUAGAAGUGUUAAUUGCUGUCUUUCUUUAUACUGACACCUUACUAAUCUUCACUUUCUUCCAAAAGGACUACUUUCGCACAAACACGCGCUACAUCUUUUUUGUCCACACUCUGCUUUGCGACUGGCUCUUUCUGUUCGUGACAAAUAUCCUGUUGCUCUUGAGCUAUUUUGUGCUGCCCAUGCCUGCUUGGAUAUGUGUUAUCAUUUGUGUGCUUAUGGGCGUUUUGACCUUUGCCACCCCGCUCACGCUGACAGCCAUGUGUCUGGAGCGAUAUGUGGCCAUCUGCAUGCCGCUGCGUCACGCCGACAUAUACACCAUACGCAGGUCCUUUCACUGUCUUCUCGUCGUCCACAGUUUAAGCUGCAUCCAGUCCAUCGUCAUCAUAUCUAUCUUCUUUGCCUCUGUCUCUCUUAGCUUCUACACGCAGAACAAAAUUUGCCAAGUGGAGAUGCUCAUUGUUCACAAGUGGCAGAGUCUUUUACGAUCAGUCAUUUCUCAGCUGUACUUUCUGAUCAUGUCCUGUACUAUACUCUUCACAUAUGUCAAAAUAAUGGCUGCGGCGAAAGAGGCAUCAUCAGAUAAGAAAUCAACCUCUAAAGGCCGCAAAACGGUCAUUCUUCACGCCGCACAGCUGCUGCUCUGUUUGAUUCAGCUCUGGUGUCCGUUCAUAGAGGGAACUGUGAUGGAUAUUGACUUCAGAAUGUUCAUAGAUUUGAGAUACUUUGAUUACAUUGUCUUUAUUCUUGCCCCGCGAUGCCUUUGUCCACUUGUUUAUGGGUUAAGGGACGACAAGUUUUACAUGGCUUUGAAAUAUCAUGCAUUGUGUGGAUUGAACAAGAAAAUAUCCCCGAAAUUUGUUGAUAUCUAA